This is a messenger RNA of Lodderomyces jiufengensis, 1104 nucleotides long. RefSeq lists its product as uncharacterized. The coding region runs from base 1 to 1104 and encodes 367 amino acids. The transcript has a single exon. Lineage: Eukaryota; Fungi; Ascomycota; Pichiomycetes; Serinales; Debaryomycetaceae. The record is from RefSeq and is a predicted model, not a curated record.
AUGGACCUUCCACCAGAUAUUCCAGCACUGAACUUUGACUUGAUAAAUCUUAGUCAUGCAGUUGAUACAUUUAAACCAAGUUUUUAUGAUUUAGGUGAUUUACCUACUCAAAUACCUAUUUUUAAUAAGGACAAUACCAAAGUUAAAAGAUUUAUUAAACGAAGAAUUGUUAGUGCUCCUCCAAUGGCUCAUGAGUUUAAUAAAUUUUCUAGAGCGCAAAAUAGGGUUAAUUAUAAGGAAUUACCUGAAGUUCCAGCUGCUAAUAAUGAUACUCAGUUUGCGGAAGCACCUGUUCAAAAAGUAAGAGAUUUCAGCGUGCCUAUCAUCUUGAAUCAAUCUGGUUUUCAACCAACAUUCAAUUACAACAAGAAUCCUCAUCAACAAAUGUCAAGUCAAAAACCACUAAUCACUCAAAAGUCAAUGACUUACACAACAAUACGACCAGUUUCAGAAAAACCAGGAAAUAAAAACAAUAACCACAUUUCAUACAACCAACCAGCAACUCUUGAUCCAAAACCUCAACAACGCAAUUCAAAACACGAGCUGAAACUGCUGAAAGACUCAUUAUUUUCAUCAUCUUCAUCAAAUUAUAGUUUUGUUGAUAGUUUAUUCUCUGAUGACUCACUAGCUACAUCAUUAAAAGAAUCUACACCGCCAUAUCCAGUAGAGAAAGAAGAUCAUUCCCAUUAUUUACCAAAAAUUCGUACCAAGAGACAACAGCAACAACAAGAUUCUUCAAAAUCAAAUAUUCCACUAAAUUAUUGUUUAGAUACUCCUCGCAUAUACUCAGAGAGUAGGUUUCCAAGGAUAGUAACAAAUCCAAUAGUCAAAAAUACUACUACACUACCUGCCAACCCCUAUGUUCAAUCUAGAUCAGUGUCUGAUCUGAUAAAUGUGAAACAAUUACCCCAUCCUCCUUUACAGUCUAAUAAUAAUCAAAGACCGAAUUCAGUACAAAUGAAAAGACACAUAAGUGCAUUUAUUGGACGUUGGAAAACCAAAGAAAUUCAAGAACAUUUAUUUGCAUCAAAGAAUUUACCUGAAGUCCCAAAUUAUUAUAAUGAAAGAGAAAAUAGAUUUGGUGAUAGACAACUAUAUACAUAG